GCCGUGUUAUACAACUCUUCAAAUAAGUGAUGUUUGGUCUCAUAAUACGAGUCCAUCGAUGAGCUGUCGGCGCAACGACUCACAGCCCUCUCGACCCACCGAUCGCGACAGCACUCCUCACACAAGACGUCCUCUCGUUUUAAUUGCUUUUCACAACAUUUAUGGGAAAUUAGUUUAAUUAAAAUAAUGACUUUUCGGAGACUAUUUGUUACGCAAAGAUAUGCACAGCUCUUAUCGACGCGAAAAUGUCGCAAAUAUUACUCAACUUAUGAGUUGAUGCCAAACCAUCAUAAUUAUGAAACUGAUUAUUACUGUUCGCCUCGAAAUCACAGCCAAAUACUGAAGAACAUUGAGUUGAGAGGAAUGGCUGAUGAGCUGAAGGAGUUGUUUGACGAGAGCACCCGACACGACAGUCAACUCCUUUCCCAAGCGAUUAUCAACAAUAUAGAGUCUAUGCCUAAUAAGUUGCACCCAAUCUGGUAUGAUUCAGACAAUGACUAUAAGACAGUGGAUACGAUCGGAACGAAAAGAGUGUUUGAUUUUAAGCCACAAAAAGCGGAGACUUUGCUGCAAAAGUUGGGACUUUUAUAUUUGUCUGACAGGAGUGCCGGCAAUUUAGGAGUCGUCGGCGGCAAAAACAGUUACGCAUUUGUGGCUGAUUUGUGUCGAUUAGAGCACGCGCUCAUCACAUGGACCACAAGUGUACUCAUUAAUGAAUACGGCUUUACGCCGGUAGUUGUGCCCCAACUCCUGUAUUCAGAUAUAAUAAAGUCCUGCGGAUUCAACCCUUCCGGCCGUCGAUCGCAAGUCUAUCGAUUGACGUCCGAUGAAAGGGUGUGUUUGAUAGGGACGGCCGAACAGCCAUUGGCCGCCUUCAACAUCGUCGAGAUGUUUGCCAUCACUGAUGAGACCCAAUCAUCGCAAAUGUUGCACCAUUUGGUCGAUAUCCAGAAGUCGCUGUUUGAGCGGUUGUUCAUUUGUUUCCGUGUCAUUGAUAUGCCUCCUCACGACUUAGGACUUCCGGCCCACAGAAAGUUCGAUAUCGAGGCUUAUAUGCCAGGUCGUGAUGUUUGGGGAGAGAUCUCUUCGGCGUCCAAUUGUACGGACUAUCAGUCGAGACGUUUGAAUAUGAAGUACCGGUCUCUGGAUGUGAACGAAGAGACGAAUCAAGUGUUUAGCGAUAGGUUUGUUCACACGAUUAACGGGACGGCGUGUGCUGUGCCUCGGAUGCUGAUCACGAUUUGCGAGCAAAAUCAGACCAGCGAUGGAUUUAUAGUAAUACCUGAAGUGUUGCUCGACACCAAAAGCGAAACUCAAGACAUCGAUGAAGUGUUUGAGAAGCAACUGAAGUACUGUUCGUGUGAUUCGGAGUACGGAGAGGAUGGCGACCGAGAGUUUGAUUUGAUGGGAGACAACCAGUUGUCGCCCAACAGAAUGAGACAACUGGAGGAAGAACAGGAACUCCUCAAUGGCUCACUCAUGGCGUUGACCACACACUUCGCUCAGGUCCAGCUCAGACUCAAACAGAUUGUCGACGCCAAUGAGGAUCAGAGGGAAGACUUGCUGAAGGAGUUGGAACAGUUCGCCAACAGAGGCAUACCUGACAUCAGACAACCGCAGAUGGAUUUGAUGAGUGAUAAGGAAAAUGACGACAGAACAGUAACUGAAGACACGUUAGAAUUACAGCGAAUUAAACAAAAAGAGUUAAUCGAGAAACUGAAGGACCAGUUGGAAGACCUCGAGAGCUAUGCCUACGAGACCGGAGACAUCGCGUCCAUCCCAUCGUCGAUGCUUUUGGAGAGACAGACAGUGAUCAUCGAGCAGUUGAAGGGAAAAUUGCCCCUAAAUUUAGAUGAAUUGGACAAAUCAACGCCCGAAGAGCUUAGGAAACAAGUGGACAGAGCUAUACGUGAUUUAGUGAAUCCGGUUAUAAUGAAAGAGCAAUUAGUCGGACAAUUGAAGACACAGAUCACAGACUUGGAGCGAUUCAUACAUUUUCUUCAGGGUGAGGAGCAGUCGAAAUGCACGUGCAAUUGUCCAAUGCAUGGUAAUAGUCAACAAUGUCUGGAACCCUAUAAUAAACAAAAAGCCGAAGAAAUGCUGAGACGAAGAGCCGACAGGAAUAAGAAGAGCAAAGAAACUAACGAAACGGCUAUUAAAAUGAUCCGAAGAGCUCUAACUUUACUACAAGUCUUCACAUUCGCUCAGUUCGGUUGCGGCAACAUAAAUCCACACUUUGAACGAAACACACUUAAGAAGUCGUCGAAAGGCAACCAUUGGGGAGACCUUCGGGCACGACUGGAAGUGGCCAUCGAUCGCAUCCUCGACAUACACCACGAAAAGCACUCAAACGAUUCGGACUACACAUCGGAUUCAGACGAGUCGCCCACCAAUCUGUUGUGCAACGAAAGGAUUAUCUCAGCCGUACGUAAAGACCUGUCGUCAGCGCUCAGAGAUCUGCUACAACACGGCCUCUCCGGCAACACACCCGACCGCAUAAGCGAAGGGUCGGCGCCCACUGUUUUCAACUGGGGCUGCUUCUCAACCCGUUCCCAUCUGGUCCCCCGUUCCCUACACGCCUGGGAUGUUGUCCUUAAAUACUAUGAGCUUAAGAAUGGGAUUAAAUACAACUCAUGUCCGGCGCGAAGACUCUCGCAGUCAUUCAACUUACAAAUAGUGGGCGGACUGGCCAUCACUCCGAAGCAGACUUUAUUGUCAUGUAUUGACGACAUCAUCGAAUCGCACACUAAACUCAAGAGGAGUUUUGACUCACAUUUUAAAGCAUUUGUUUGUUCAGCGCUUAAUGAAGGGAAAUUGUGUCAAUGGCUUAAACUUAUAGUGAAAAGUCGUACAAUAAUUGGCAUGUAUUACGAGGACUGGUCGUAUAUGGUGUCCACCGGAUUUGAUGACACAUUGCGAUCGUUGGAUAAGUUAUCUGUCGUUCGCUUUCAUUUGCCAACAGAUCUGGCGGUCAGACAACUCCAGAAUAUUCACGACGCCUUCUAAGACACCACUGAAUGGCAUCCAUUGGAGACAACAUUGAGAUCUCAUGAAUUAAUUGUCAACUAAAUUCAUUUCCAAUUGUUUCCUAUUCUCCUA
Molecule: messenger RNA, 3099 nt
Organism: Oppiella nova
Lineage: Eukaryota; Metazoa; Arthropoda; Arachnida; Sarcoptiformes; Oppiidae
Source: the annotation of a GenBank genome assembly